Molecule: messenger RNA, 427 nt
Organism: Neltuma alba
Lineage: Eukaryota; Viridiplantae; Streptophyta; Magnoliopsida; Fabales; Fabaceae
Product: membrane protein PM19L-like
Exons: 2
Coding region: 77-427 (116 amino acids)
Source: RefSeq, a predicted model, not a curated record
GAACUCCCAUACAAAAACAUAAACAAGUUCAUCAGAUUUUGUCAGGCUUUUAGCUUAAAGCUUAUAGUAGAGGACCAUGGCAACUGGAGGACAAAAAUCAGUAGCCUCCAUCCUCUUGGUACUGAACCUAGUUUUGUACUUCAUUGUCACAGCAAUUGCUUCCUGGGCAAUGAACCACGGCAUUCAAAGAUCUCGUGAAACAGCCUCAAAUCUGUCGCCUCCAGUUCAGUUAUUUCCAAUAUAUUUCCCAAUGGGGAAUGCAGCAACUGGGGUGUUCAUACUCUUCUCUCUGAUUGCUGGUGUGGUGGGAUUCACCACCUCACUGACAGGAUUGCAGAAUGUUUCCAGUUGGAGGGUCCCUAGCUUAUAUGCAGCAGCCACUUCUUCACUCACAUCUUGGGCUCUCACUUUACUUGCCAUGGGGUAA